This is a messenger RNA of Diaporthe amygdali, 1587 nucleotides long. RefSeq lists its product as uncharacterized. The transcript has 7 exons. Bases 1 to 1587 code for a protein of 528 amino acids. NCBI's taxonomy places the organism in Eukaryota, Fungi, Ascomycota, Sordariomycetes, Diaporthales, Diaporthaceae. Gene Ontology annotation, molecular function: protein binding. The record is from RefSeq and is a predicted model, not a curated record.
AUGGCAGAGCCAACUGAAAUUCUUCAUUUUGCGAAAGCUUACCAGCCUCUCAUGUACAACCAACAAAUGAGUUCGAUGAGCAACAUACCUACCAAGGGCCUAUAUCAGCCAAGCAAUGUCCGGUCAGGCUCCAUUUUGCACAACAAAAACAUCUCAGCACUCUCGUAUUACCUGUUUGUCGUUCAGGAUACCUCUCACCUUCCGCCCCGUGAAGCGAUUCAGCCGAGCUCUCAUGCCCAGCGCAUUGAGAAGGCGACCAACGCCGCCAUGGGAUAUGGCGUCUUCACUCUGGCCGCGAUCAGAGAGAACACCGUUGUGGGCGAGUACAUGGGCAAGCUGGUCCCGCUCGAUGAGACCCGGACGUCUUUGGAGGAGAGUCUUUAUAUGUUUGGUCUUAAGACUUCGGCCAAGGUUGAUGCGCGAUGCUAUGGAGACCUCACUCGCUUUGUCAACCACCACUGCCAUCCGAACUUGGACGUCGAGCGGUUCACACCUGACGAGCAUCUGAAGGGGUCCUGGACGGUGACCAAUUCUGCUGAGUCCGGCGGCAUCAUCGACUCUGAAGAUAGUGCGACAUUAUCGGACCUGAAGCCCGGAUCACAGGCAGUGCCGGUGCCUGAGAGACACACUCAUUCACAGUUCCAAGUGAAUGUGCCCAUGAAAACUGACAAGCCAGCCGCUACCAAAUUUGCUUCAUCAACUCUUACCAUCACAACCAACCUGUCCCUAAAGUCUCACAAGAACCAUUUUCCAUCAUCAAGCCUCAUUACCUCCACACAUUUGUCCACAAAUUAUCUCGUGCACAGCUUCCCCACCAUCAAGGUGUAUCCUUCAUCAGAACAGAGGCUGAUAAAGAUCAUGGCGGGACUCAAUCGUCCUAUUCUCAACAUCUUCAUGGGAUUCCCAGCCGAGGUACGGCUCCAGAUCUUUGAGAAGGCUUUUGAUGGAUCUCGAGCGAGGAUCAUCGCAAUCCAUCCAAGCCCACCGACCAACAAAUCCUUAACACUGCGACCCACACAUCAUUACCAACUCCUCCUUACCUGUCGCGAGAUCUACAAUGAGGCCAGACACUCCUACUGGUCCUCAACUACCAUUGAAAGCGCUCUCAACUCAAGUUUCGAAGCUCAUGACCUCUCUCAGGUUCUUGAUACGAUUCCGCGCUUCGCUCGACCGUUGAUCCAAGAGAUACAGUGCAAGGGUUUUCAGCAGAGCCCGGGACUCGGUUACAGGCAGUUUCUGGGUCAUUUCACAAAGCUCGAGACCCUCAUCUUGGAGCCCUCAUUCACCUACCUGUCCCAUCAAGAAUACGAUCAGGCCACCUGGUCUGCCGAUAGCAUUAUCGAGCAGGCCCAAAAGCGCUCCGGAGUGAAGCUGUCUGGAUCGAACCUUGACCGGCCUAGGGAACUGAAAAUCUUGCAGAGAAUUAGAAUCUCUGUAAUGCUGCAGUCGCGUGGUCUGACAAUACGGAUGCCGCCCAGCUCGGCCCGCUUCCCCGCAAAGGUUUUCUUUAUCAACCAUUCGACUGGCGAGGUGGCCGAAGGUGACAUCGAUAUGUCGGACGAAGAGGGCUUCCAAAAGGUCUUGUGA